This is a messenger RNA of Anopheles aquasalis, 1065 nucleotides long. RefSeq lists its product as uncharacterized. Lineage: Eukaryota; Metazoa; Arthropoda; Insecta; Diptera; Culicidae. Gene Ontology annotation, molecular function: N-acetyltransferase activity. The record is from RefSeq and is a predicted model, not a curated record.
GCCAAUAAGCAUCGGUAGCCACCUGGCAGCAGUGGCAGCGCGUGCUCAAAAGUGUCGUUCAAACCCAACCAUUGCGUGAAUUCGUGGAUUCUAGUGCACGGCAGUAAUGCAUUCGAUGGAAGUGCUUCUGUAAAGUAGUAAUCUCUCUGCUCGCUGCCCUCUAUUCUGUAGCGUAACACGUGGCCGUAAUGCACCUCGGACACGUUUAUCGGGUGCUCCUCCAGAUAACGGAUUCCCAGUGUGCCAACGCUGUAUAGCCACAACAAAACGCACUCAUGAUCGGCCUCGUCAUCAGCCACAACAGAAGCGGAGUACCUUAACGGUGUGCAACAUCAAAGCAACCUAUGGACGGAGAUAGUAAGCACCUCAUCUACCGUGUAGCGGUCCCGGAAGAGUGCAACCGGAUCCGGGAAGCACUCGAGGCGUUCUACUAUCCCGAGGCGCUACUCAAUGUCUCGUACACCGAUCAGCAGUCUACGGUUCCAGCGGAGGAAGAGAUACAGCAUACGCUUUCGCUCGUGCAGCAAGGAAUGGCCGCUAUUGCGAUCGACACGAAUGACCGCGAUCAGAUCGUCGGCGUGUCAAUCGCCCGUUGCGUGAGGCCCGAUAGUUCCGAUGAUCUUCUGCAAGAGGCAGCCUCACAGUUGGGGCAUGGAAAACGAGUCGAACAACUGAAGCUACAGGCUCAUCUCGAACGGUUAGCUAGCGUUUGUGGUCGGUUUCGGGUGCGUCGAUCAUACCACGUGUUUGUGCUGGCGGUCGAUCCAAACUGGCGACGGAACGCGAUCGGACAGAAGCUGCUCGAGUUUCAGCUGGCACGUGCAAAAACUCUAGGCUAUCAGGUGGUUAGUGCGGAUUUUACCAGUGAACAGGCGGCCCGGAUCGGGGCUCGGCUUGGCAUGCGAUGCGUUAAUGCGUUACCGUUGGAUCAAUACUGGAACUCGGCCGGUGAACGGUUGUUUGUGGCGCCGCAGGGAACGAGUGACCAUACCGUGUGCACGUACGCACGAUAUGUUUCGGGAGUUGGUGAAAAAUGAGGAAGGAAAUAAAUUUAGUUUGGUUGAA